Molecule: messenger RNA, 705 nt
Organism: Folsomia candida
Lineage: Eukaryota; Metazoa; Arthropoda; Collembola; Entomobryomorpha; Isotomidae
Product: UPF0187 protein alr2987
Exons: 5
Coding region: 1-705 (234 amino acids)
Molecular function (GO): chloride channel activity
Source: RefSeq, a predicted model, not a curated record
AUGGUGAGGGAGACUGAAGGACAUGAGUCAAAAGACGUCGUGGAGAAAGCUUCCGCAAUUAACCUAUUGCUCGCAUUUGCUUACGCAACCAAAAACUACCUCCGAGAGGAAUACUCUUAUGAUAAAGAUGACUUAAAAGAACUCAUCGGACAUAUCCCCCACUUCUCUAACCAGAGCUUAAACCAACCCCUUGAUACGAAGGGAACGUUUAUCGGCGAAACUAUGCUGACGACCAACAUCCCCAUCGAAUUGAGCUAUUAUAUCGCUUCCUACAUCAAAAGUGUCAAAGACCGCGACAUCAUCGACCCUUCCUCCCUAACUUUGAUGAAUAAUGCCCUGACCACCCUUGUGGAAUGUGUUACAGGUCUUGAACGUAUCCUCAGAACACCCAUUCCACUCGCUUAUUCUGUCCAUUUGCAUCAAGCCGUGUGGCUUUAUCUACUCUCUCUCCCCUACCAAAUGGUUGGCGUACUAGAUUGGUUUACCAUCCCUGCCGUUACCCUGGCGUCAUUUGCUUUGCUUCGAAUUUUGGGAAUUGGGAGAGAAAUUGAGAAUCCUUUCGGAUAUGAUGCGAACGAUUUGGCCAUGACCGCUGCCCGUGUUUCUGGAAUGGGUUUUCAUGACUCCUUAAAAUGCGUCAUCAUCAACGAAUCAGGGUCAUCGUCAGCCGCUGAUGAAGAGACGGAUACCAUGUUGAAAAAAUAG